AUGGACGCUGUCGAGGUGGCCGCUGCUACAGCCUAUUGUGCAUUUGCAUUAAGCUUACGGUUCCAUAUAACAGGUUCAUCUUGGUACAACUCCAAAAACUUAAACGUUAAUUCGUUUGUCCAAUCACACAACAAAAAACAAGUUUUGGAGUUCUUGUCUUUGAACACUUUGACCGAGGUUUAUUUUCAACCAAGUUGUAUUAAAAAUGUAAGUUUUGUAACAACCAAUCAUAAAAUGGAAAAGCGAAAAAAAGACAGGCAAUCAAUUUUAUUAUGGAAUAGCUUAUAUAAUAAAGUUACAGAAUUUGAAGAAUUAAAAAUAGUAACUGUUGAAAUUGAAGGCAACUGGUUCAGAGGGAAACUAAUUAGUUACAAUGAAUUUAAAACUGAAAAUACCUUAAUUCAAUUAAUUGAUUAUGGCAAUUUCUAUGAAACUAAAUUAGAGAAUCUGUUUGUCAUUCCAUAUUAUUUUAUAUAUGAACCAUUAGUUUUACCAGUCACAUUCAAAGAUUUUAUUCUGAAGAAAACAAAAUUUUCUAUAAAACCCCUUCUGUCAGAGACUAAACUACAUGAAGGAGUUGUUCUUGUUGAUGUCAAAUGCAAUGAUAGAAAGUUGGAAAAUUGUGUUAAUGAAAAACAAUUAUUAGAAUCAAAAAAAGACAUUGACUCUGCUAAUGAUUCAAAAAUUAUAAGUGUAAAAAAUAAUAUAACCAAUCGCCAUGAUAAUAACGAAUUAAGCUCAUAUGUAUCUAGAACUCUCAGAAAAGGUAGCUUCAUUAGCGAAAAAAAUCUGAACAAUGUGCCAUUAAAAAAUGAGGAUUAUUGCAUUUUGACUUAUUUUGAAGAUUUUACUUGUUUGUAUGUUGGAAAAGCUAUAAAAUGUGGCAAUACUGGCAGUUACAAUUUCGUUGAUUAUGAUACUCUAUUAAACACUGCUAAUAGUACAGAUAAAAUACUAAAAUAUAAUCCAGCUGUGGGAGACAUGGUCAAAGUUUUUUCAUCUGUAAAUGAUGGUUUAUAUAGAGCAAAAAUAUUAAAAAAUAAUAAAGAUUGUUAUAAUGUUUUCUACAUUGAUUUUGGAAACAUUGAAGAUUCAAAUGUUAUAUAUGAAUUGGCUGAUGAAUUGAAGAAGCCUGGAAUAGCUGUUAAAAUAGGACUCGGUGAUUUAAAAAAUAUUCAAACAACUGAACAAAUUAAAGAUAUGUUUCAAACAUUUUGUGACGUCGGAAAGCCAUUUAUGAUUGUGUUUAAUGAAAACUCUGAAAAUUGUCUAGAAAAUGUCAAAUUAAAAGAUAUAGAAAAUGGAUCAUAUAUUAAUUCUAAAUAUUUAAUGAAACGUACAUCAACACAAACUGAUACAUCCAAAGUUAUUGAUCAACAGGCAAGAUCACGAAGUUUAAUUUUUUAUAAUGCUGCAGAAUCUGAUGGAAAUAAUGAAGAUGACAUAUCUCUAAUAAGAUCUGUCUUACGUGUUAUGACUCGUAAUAUUGCUCCAGCAUUAGUCACUAGACUAGGAAAAAAAACAAGUGAACCUCGGCCACUUAAAGUUACUUUUCAUGAUCCAUCAGAUAUUUUUAUUGUACUUAAAAAUAAAUACAAACUGUGCACUUCAUCUACAUUCAGUUCCAUUCAGAUAUCUACAGAUCGUACUAAAAUGCAACAAAAUGAACUUCGUGAUAUCAUAAAAAAACUCGAUGAACGUAAAGCAGCCGGUGAAUCCAACAUAGUGUUGAAAUUUGACAAAGGCGUUCCAACCAUUUCAAAAUACUAG
Metopolophium dirhodum (rose-grain aphid) is the source of this 1770-nucleotide messenger RNA. RefSeq lists its product as uncharacterized. The record is from RefSeq and is a predicted model, not a curated record. NCBI's taxonomy places the organism in Eukaryota, Metazoa, Arthropoda, Insecta, Hemiptera, Aphididae.